This is a messenger RNA of Athene cunicularia (burrowing owl), 7850 nucleotides long. RefSeq names its product solute carrier family 7 member 1 (gene SLC7A1). The coding region runs from base 530 to 2422 and encodes 630 amino acids. Gene Ontology annotation, molecular function: amino acid transmembrane transporter activity. The transcript has 13 exons. Gene Ontology annotation, biological process: amino acid transport; transmembrane transport. Gene Ontology annotation, cellular component: plasma membrane. The record is from RefSeq and is a predicted model, not a curated record. Lineage: Eukaryota; Metazoa; Chordata; Aves; Strigiformes; Strigidae.
GGUGGAUGCACAUCAUCUUUGGCUGCAGUUGUGUCUACUGAGAAGUUUGCUGCUGGCGGCUGCUUUCUGGCGUCCCAGCGGCAGAGGCAAUUACUGCUUCAGUUUUCUGGCUAAUACUUGACAGAACUCUCCUGUCACUUGUUUCAGCUCACAUGAGGCUGGGUAGCACAGGCUGCUUCAGUGGUAGGUCUUUGCUAACUCAAGUUAGCAGCUAGGUUAUGUCUUGGAAGUUUCAACAAAGGAAAUAGUAUGGUAUGUCUCUAGAAAAUAUUUGCUAACUCAAGUUGGCAGUGUUUGAGUGAAUGAUCAGAGAUGCUGCAUAGAUAGCUCAGUGCAUGAAGCAGAGAGGAUGAUGAUGUCUGAGAGGUAAAAGGCACUGGUGGUAUCAAGCAUCUGGGAACAUUCUGCAGCUGGUGCACUUGGAGCCAUAAGAAAACUGGUGGCUACACUGAUACGUUGCUACUCUGUGUGUCUGAAGUGGACCACGUCGGUUCAGUGGUUUGAUUAAACCAAAGGCUCAAACACGAAAAUGGAGUGUCAAAAAAUAAUCAAUUUUGGAAACCAGCUUCUUCGUCGGAAAAACGUGGACUGCACUCGAGAAGACAGUCGGCUCUCACGAUGCCUCAACACAUUUGACUUAGUGGCUCUGGGUGUAGGCAGCACUUUGGGUGCAGGUGUCUAUGUACUGGCUGGAGCCGUGGCCCGGGAAAAUGCGGGACCUGCCAUCGUUAUCUCCUUCUUAAUUGCCGCUUUGGCUUCAGUGCUGGCUGGACUCUGCUAUGGAGAAUUCGGUGCUCGAGUUCCUAAGACAGGAUCAGCUUAUCUCUACAGCUACGUGACUGUGGGCGAGCUGUGGGCCUUCAUCACAGGCUGGAAUUUAAUCCUCUCCUACGUUAUCGGAACUUCGAGCGUGGCCAGAGCCUGGAGCGCAACAUUUGAUGAAAUCAUAGGCCAGCACAUUGAAGAAUUUUGUAAAAAAUACAUGACAAUGGAUGCUCCUGGAGUGCUAGCAAAAUACCCAGACAUCUUCGCUGUGGUGAUAAUCAUCAUCCUAACAGGGCUUUUAAUUUUUGGUGUGAAGGAAUCUGCCCUGGUGAACAAAGUGUUCACCUGCAUCAACAUCCUCGUCCUUGGCUUUGUCAUGGUCUCCGGCUUUGUGAAAGGGUCUAUUAAAAACUGGCAGCUGACCGAACAAGACAUUUACACCAACAGCAGCAUUUACAGAAACAAUCAAACACAGGAGGAAAAGGUCUAUGGUGUCGGAGGGUUUAUGCCCUAUGGAUGGAAAGGAGUCCUGUCAGGGGCAGCCACGUGUUUUUAUGCUUUCGUGGGAUUUGACUGUAUUGCUACUACAGGCGAGGAGGUAAAAAACCCUCAGAAGGCUAUUCCUAUUGGCAUUGUGGCAUCUCUGCUCAUCUGCUUUGUGGCUUAUUUUGGCGUGUCAGCUGCCCUGACGCUCAUGAUGCCUUACUGUGAGCUGGAUACCAAUAGCCCUUUACCCAAUGCCUUUAAAUAUGUCGGUUGGGAUGGAGCCAAUUAUGCAGUGGCUGUCGGUUCCUUGUGUGCACUUUCUACGAGUCUCCUUGGCUCCAUGUUUCCAAUGCCUCGAAUAAUUUAUGCUAUGGCAGAAGAUGGACUUCUCUUUAAAACUUUGGCUAAAGUCAAUGAGAAGAGAAAAACUCCAGUAAUUGCAACAGUGACAUCAGGGGCCAUUGCAGCUGUUAUGGCCUUUCUCUUCGACUUGAAAGAUCUUGUGGAUCUCAUGUCCAUCGGGACCCUCCUAGCUUACUCCUUGGUGGCAGCCUGCGUGUUAGUACUGAGGUAUCAGCCAGAGCAGCCUAAUUUGGCAUACCAGAUGGCUAGGACAACAGAGGAGACAGAUAACAAUGAGUCUGUGAGCACCAGUGAGUCACAGACAGGAUUUCUGCCGGAGGAAGAGGAGAAAUGUUCCCUCAAAGUCAUACUGUGUCCCCCAAAUUCAGACCCUUCCAAAUUCUCUGGCUCGGUGGUGAACGUCUCAACCUUCAUCAUUGGUUUCCUUAUCGUGGGUAGCUGUAUCCUCACUGCCCUUGAGCCAAGCAUUCUGAUAAAGGCUGUAUGGAUUAUUGCUGCCAUCCUUGUUCUCAUUGUCAGCUUCAUUAUAUGGAAACAGCCUGAAAGCAAAACCAAGCUCUCCUUUAAGGUACCUCUUUUGCCCCUUCUUCCUAUUGUGAGUAUUUUUGUGAAUGUUUACCUCAUGAUGCAACUAGACCUAGGCACAUGGAUACGGUUUGCAGUCUGGAUGCUCAUAGGCUUUAUCAUCUACUUCGCCUAUGGAAUAUGGCACAGUGUGGAAGCCACCUACGCGGCCUCAGCAGAUGCAGAGAGAAACACGGAUGCUGGUUCGGACAGCUCUUUUAUGGCAUAUAAUAGCAGCACGUAGAAGAAGAGGAAGUCCUGAUGGGGGUAAUUUUUCUUCAGUUGCCUUUCCUCUGAGAAGGUUCAUAGGAAAACCUUUCUGUCACUGGAUUUGGUAUUUAAAUGUGCCAUUACCUGUACCUGUACCAGCUCCAGAGCCACCGCUGCAAAUUUGCUAGUGGAGGUGAGGAUCCUUAGCCCCAUCUCUUCCACUCCUCCAUCAUGACUUCUUCACCCAUCAGUUCCUUGUUGGCAGGUGCUGCCAUCUCUUUGUUGCUACUCACCAGAUACAGGGAGGUGGAGGGAGCCUGCAGCCCUGCGCAGUGACAGGGAAGCGAAGGUGUCUCCGUGGCUCUCUGUCUACCUGCUUCCCCUGUGUCCAGCUGGACCUGGGGACCUCCUGGCCUCCUCUUGGUGCUACUUGACCCCGGGAGUAGACUGCUGGGGAGGUGAUGAGUUUGAUGCAGCUGUGUACACCUGCUCCAUCCCCUCCUGGCUGCAUCCACACCUUGCUUGCACAUUUUGUAAGCUAAAAGGCAACAUUUGACUGCCUCUAGGACAACAUCAAGGACUUUGCUGAAUGGGUGUUUUUUUAGGUUGGUUUUUUUUUUUUUUUUUUUUGUAUCCUCUGCCUCCCUGCUGAUGUCUGCAUGUAACAUAGAUCAAGCGAGGUAUCUUUGAAGACAUGCAACUGCUGCUAUAACCCUGCUAUUGUGGAUGAUAUGCCUUCAUUCAUUUGAGCUUUCCUUUGUAAAUAGUUCAGUUGUUAUAUUAUUACAAGAAUAUUUUGUACAGAUGCAGAGCAUUUUGCUGUAUGAAGAGGUGGGAAUGGAGACGCAAUGCAUUUGUUUGGCGUGAAAAUAGAUCCUUUUCUGCCAAAGUUGACAGACGUAGUAAAAACGGCCUCCCUGAUCUUCCAGGGCAGGCUCUAGCCCAAAGGACUGACCUUGUUUCAGCGUGUUUGGUUGUGCCCAGUCUGUUCGCUUCAGAGGAGACCUCCGGGGAAGCUGUUGGAAGGGUCCUACUGACUGCCAGUGCAUGGCGGGUGGAGGUGAGCAGCAUGGGGGCUCCAGUUUGCAGUUACAGAGCAAAUCCAGAUACAUAGCCAGCCAGCCUUUCCCAAUGGAAAAUUGCUGUCAAAACAGCUUUUUUUUUUUUUUUUUUAAAAAAAAAAUGUUUUGUGCAAAAAUGACUAGCUUUUGCUUAUUUGCUUAUAACUUUCAUUCUUUGGGCACUGAAAAUCAUUACCAGAUGGGUUUCGGCUUAAUUUCUCCCUUUUCCUGUCCCUUGGGGUGGAGUUUGCCAUCGGUUCGAGCAUUGAGCGGCUGUGCUGAGUGUCAGGCAGCUCUGCAGUGUGAGGGGGUGCGGGGCUGUCCCCCUGCCCGCCAGCCCCAUCUGGGCAUCGUGGAGGGCAGUGCGUGCUGCAGGCAAAGCGCUGCUGGUUUGGAGCCGUUUGUGCUUGAUCGUGACAGGGUAGGGGGGGCUGCAGGGCACGGUGCUGGCAAAAACACUGCUGGUGCUGACACCACGCAUUGCUGUCUGUUGCCAGGGUUUUAGAAGAGUGAAGGUUUAGGUGGCAGUGCUUGCUGUGGACACUUGCCCUUAGUCCAUCCUAGAUGAAAACAAACUCCUAUUCAUAGUGUACAGAGGGUGCCUGUCACUGCCUGCUGCCUCCAUUUGUACUAACUCAGAGACCAGAAAGCAAUAUGAUAGUAUAUUUGUAUUUGUAAAAUCUGCUUCUUUACUGAUUGCAUUUUAUAUACUCAUGAAUUCCAGUGGGAUUUCUUAAAAUUCUCCUCCCAGAAAGCUGCAUACAAGUGAGCAUUACUGUCCUCUGCCCAAAGGAAGGAAGGGGAACAGACAGGACUGUUAGGCUGGAGGGCCUUGCUUUGAAGGGGAGGAGCAGAAGUGGUGCAGGUUUUCAUGCAGCCAGCUCCUCUGUGGUCCCUCCCCUGCAGCCUCUCAACACCCUCCCCUUUCAAAGGAAGCCUCUUCUGUCUGGCAGAGAAAACAUCUCCCUUUCUAAACCCUUGGAUAUCUAUAGAUGCAUCCACUGGGCCCGACAUUAAGGGCAGGUUCUGUUUCUUCCUUCCCCUUAUCAAAAACUUGCACUUGUUUAAGGCUAAAUCUAUAUGUACACAGUGAGCCAACACUUGCUGCCCUCACAGCCACCUCCCUGUCAGCUGGUGGGCACGCCAGCAUCCCAAAAGUGAGCUGAAGGCCAAGCACCUUGCUGGUGCCAUCAGUUGCUGCCGCUUGCCUCGUGGUUUAUCAUUCAUUUCCACUCGGGCAGUGAUGCCUCCCCCAUAAACCCUGCCCCGGCUGCCUUAACGCUCUACGUUAUGGUUGCCACUGGGGUCCCGUGGAGUGUCUGACACCCAGCUGGAAACCAGAUGAUCCUGGAAUGUCUCUGCUAGCAAGAGCCAGACCUCGAUUUUUCUCAGGGUAUUUGCUCCUGGCUCACACUGUGAGACGUGAGGUUCGUCUGAGACCUGGCAGGCUCCAGGCAGUGAGAGGCACCUCUCCUUCUUGACGUGGCAGGGCAGUGUCACUUGUGGUUUUGGGACAACAGUGGGAAGCAAAGGGUUCCCUUGCAGCACAUUGUGCCUUCCAGCUGUGCUGGGUGCAAGGAGCAGGAACCGCUGGCAGCCUGGAGGCAGUGUGCUAGGAAACCUAGCAUGAGUUUGGGUCAUGUCAGGAAAGAGAUUUUUUCUGACUGAAGCCAUGGAAAGUCUGUAUAUUUUUAUUUUUAAUUAUUAAGCAAAAUGUAAAUACAUUUCUGUUUUCUGUUUGAUGGUCUAUUUUCCUAAUGAUUUCUGAGAAUUUCUUACAGGCAUGAUAAAUGGUUUCAUUGCUUGUUCUGCAAGCAAAUCUAUUUUUUAUCAUUUUUAUCUUUGUUUUGGUCUUUGGUUUGAUUUUUUUGUUUUGGGGUUUUUGGUUUUGUUUUUGUUUUUGUUUUUUUUUGACUGAGUUCAUGUAGCGAUUAAAGCCUUAAGGUUUAAAAUGUGAACCUUGCCCCUGGAGCACAGCGCGGGUGUGCGGCUACUUUUUAUCCUGGCAACACUGUAAAUAUUUCUCCCCUGAUGAUGCUUUUGGAAUCUGGAAAUUCACUUGUAAUUAUGUGGUACAGCAUUAAAACAUUUUUCUCAAUAUCCAAAUGAAUGAUGCCUAUUGUUUACCCUCAUUUGCAAGCCCCACUGCCAGGAGGCUAAGUGGCUGCCCAGCUUCAGUCUUUACCUUAGUGGGGUAACCCUUUAAGUGGGUUUUGCUUUGUUUUCCAUUUAUUCCAGUUUCUGUGUGCACAGACAUACAGAAAACACUGCAGGACACACGGGUUCAUAUGCGUCGGCCCAUAUGUGUGCUGGCGCAAGUAUUUAUUAUCAGGAAUAUAUUACACUUAUCUGUACAUCAUAACUGAAAUAAUACAAACUCUUCCUGUAAUCAUUAGCCACAUAGUAAACGGGACCACAGAACUCCUGCUACGUGGGAAACUGUACAGAGGCUCCUCAGCGUGUCCAUGGGACACAACCACCAUCAGUGCAGAGACGUGAAAUACCUGAUUUUGCACUUGAUAGUUUUUCCUUUCCUCCCCCUACCCCUCCUGCCAUCACCACAAGUCUUUGCCAUUGGCGCAGUGCAUCUGCUGAGUUAACCCCUCUGUGCCGGCAGCUGCAGGAGGUGCCAUCCCAGCGGGGCCAAACGGCGCUUUCCUGCAGGAAAACGGAGCUUUCCUCCAGCUCUCCCAGCAGUCUGUGCCUCCUGCUCGCUGACAGCUCUCCUGCCGUCCCCCAGCUGUUAUCUGCUCCCAGUGCCAGUCUCUGGAGCCCCUUCACAGCAGCAGGUUUUAUUGCCGCUGCAGCCUUCUGCAUUGAGUAAAGAUUAACCAAAUCAAAUGGCUUCUUUUUAAAGACAUAGGGGCACAAAACCUUUUUCUGCUUAGUGCUGGCUCUGUACCCUCUCCUGCCGAAGGCCACCCUACCCUGGCAAAUGGAAAGGCCCCCGCAGUGGCUGUGGCAUUUGGGAAGUCUCAAGCUGCCUGAAAGCAAAAGCUUCCCCUUGGUUGCCUUUAAGCAGGGACGGCCAGGGAGCAAGGGCUAGGGAUGUGGCCUCCACACUGCUGGGAAUGCCGAGGUGAUCUUGCAUGGUUAACAGCUCCCUGUCGAGAGCUGGGGUCAGCAGUCUGGCCAUGCACUCGGGGGUCUUCAGCCCCCGGGAACGGCUGCCCCACUCGGGCUGCUCCCUGAGCAACCUGGGCUUUUGCCGCACACCUACUCCGGCACGCAGAGGCAAGGAGGGCCAGAAAGAGGAAGAGCAGGAAAAAGGAAUAACCUUUUUUGGGGGGAAAAAACGUCCGUGUUUCUGGGCUUGCACCAGAAGGAAUCACCCUUCACACACCCAUAGGGAUGAGUUGCUGUGUCCCUUAUGGUCAGGCAAGACUUCCUGCAGCUUUGCUAGCAAUUAGGCAGGCCCUAGAGGCCAUGCCAAGGGAGAAUCCAGUGAGAGGCAGGAUUGGGAGGCAAAAAUUAGAUAAGAAAGGGAUUGGCAAUGAUACCAAAUGAUGGUAGAGCUGGGAUCAGUCCCAUUUUUCCACCAUAAAAGCCCCACUCCCAAUUCACUGCUGGAAGCAUCUCUUGCAUAUGAAUUUAAACCAACAAAGUGAUAAGGAAAGCACCAGAAAUAGAGGGAAAGAAUGAAUAAAUUAAAAAAGGAUGGUCUCAGCCAGCCCAUCCUGGGCUAGUAAUAUGCUCUGGUGUGUUUAGCAUGGAAAAGUUUAGAUUAGCAUCACUGUAACAACUCUGGUUGUAUCAUGUCACCCAUUUUUAAAAAGGGUAAAAAGGAAGACCUUAGAAAUUACCAGCAAGUCAGCCUGGCUAAUCUUGUGUCCUUCUGUGCUGGUGUGACUGCAUUGGUGGAUGAGGGAUGAUACCUGGACUUCUGUAAGGCCUUUGAUACAGUCCCAUACAACAUCCUUGUUGCUAAACUGGAAAGAUACAGGUUUGAUGGAUGGGCAUUGGAUAUGGCAUUGGCUGGAUGGCUGCAGCCAAAGAGUUGUGGUCAACAGCUCAAUGUCCAAAUGGAGAUCAGUAACAAGUGGUGACCCUCAAGGGUCUGUAGUAGGACCAGUAUUAUUUAUUGUCUUAACAACAUAGUGGGAUCAAGAGCACCCUCAGCGGGUUUGCAGGUGACACCAAGCUGAGGGAUGUGGUUGACACACUGGAGGGAAGGGAUGUCAUACAGAAGGACCUGGACAAGCUCAAGAAUUGGGCCCAUGUGAACCUCAUGAAGUUCAACAAGGCCAAGUGCAAGGUCCUGCUCAUGGGUUGGGGCAACCCCUGGUAUCGAUACAGCCUGGGGGAUGAUGAUAUUGAGAGCAGCCUUGCAGAGAAGGACUUGAGGAUACUGGUGGAUGAAAAGCUGGGCAUGACCUAGCAGUGUGCACCUGCAGCCCAGAA